Molecule: messenger RNA, 3219 nt
Organism: Syngnathus acus (greater pipefish)
Lineage: Eukaryota; Metazoa; Chordata; Actinopteri; Syngnathiformes; Syngnathidae
Gene: eya4
Product: EYA transcriptional coactivator and phosphatase 4
Exons: 19
Coding region: 401-2335 (644 amino acids)
Biological process (GO): multicellular organism development; cell differentiation; negative regulation of extrinsic apoptotic signaling pathway in absence of ligand
Cellular component (GO): nucleus
Molecular function (GO): protein tyrosine phosphatase activity
Source: RefSeq, a predicted model, not a curated record
CACUCACUUGGCCGUCGGUGUCGGUCGGCAGCGCGCAUGCGCAGUGGGGCUCGUCGCUCUGUCAAUAAUGAAGUUGGGCUCUAAUGGCUCUCCUGCAGCCCGGCCGCUUCUCUCGCCUCGUCCAACUUGGACUUGGACACUCGUAGCAAAGUUGCGCCGCGCUCCCGCCGCUGUCUGCUGGCUUCUUUCUGAAAGUUCCAUUUUGGGAGCUUGCAGUUGUUCAGAGUUUGUUCGGGGACUCCGCUCGGAGUGGCGAUGUUGUAAACAGGUCAGUGACAGCCUGCGGGGAGAGCAAGCGGAUCAGGAUGAUGACACGCGCCAGCAAGUAAACCGGACCUGGGACCCGACUACUUGCUGGCACAACACAGUUGACGCGUGUGAGGUUUGAAGGCCACGAGCCAUGGAGGCCUCGCAGGACCUCAGCGAGCAAAUGGUGAAGAAUACAAACAGUGACUCUCAUGUUCCAGACCCUUCCGACAGCAGGCCUAUGGAAAUGCAGGACCUAGCCAGUCCUCAUAAUCGCGUGGGUGGCGCAGAUUCGAGCGGCUCCAAGCUAGACAAGAGCAACCUCGGCAGCCCCUCCGCAAUCAGCGCCAAUGGAACGGGAGGUGAAAACAUGACUGUUCUAAACACGGCCGAUUGGCUGCUGGGCUGCAGCAGCCCGCCCCCGGCGCCAACCUCCAAGGACUAUGUGAAAACGGAGCCCAUGAACAACAGCGAUGCAGUGACCACGACAGGCGACGCAGUAUUGGACUCGUACGCCGGCUCAGUAAUUACCAGCAGCGGCUACAGUCCCCGCUCAGCGCACCAGUACUCUCCUCCCUUGUACCCUUCAAAGCCGUACCCACACAUCCUGUCCACGCCGCCCGCCCCGUCCAUGCCAGCGUACGCGGGCCAGCCGCAGUUCGGCGGCAUGCAGCAGCCCGCCGUCUACACGUACUCGCAAACGGGCCAAGCCUACGGACUGUCCGGCUACGACCUGGGCGUGAUGCUGCCGGGCAUCAAGACGGAGAGCGGCCUGGCCCAGAGUCAGUCGCCUCUCCAGACGGGCCUGAGCUACAGCCCGGGCUUUACCACGCCCCAACCCGGACAGACGCCCUACUCGCCCUACCAGAUGCCAGGUUCAAGUUUCACGCCGUCGUCGGGCCUCUACGCCAGCAACAAUUCGGUGUCCAGCCCCGCCAACUACACUGCAACUCAGCAGGAAUAUCCCUCCUACACCAGCUUUGGCCAAAACCAGUACGCCCAGUAUUAUUCCGCCUCCACGUACGGGACGUAUAUGACCGCCAGCGGCGUGGAUGGCGGCGCCGGCGCCACCGUGGCCGCCUACCAACUGCAGGACCCCACGCCGGCCAUGACGGGCCAGGCGGCAGAACUUCACCCAGGAGACUUUGAGACGGUGCAGAGGCCCUCCACACCCAUCAAGGACCUGGACGAGCGAGCGUGCCGCAGCGGCACGUCCAAGUCGCGGGGCAGGAGCCGCAAGAACAACCCCUCGCCUCCGCCCGACAGCGACCUGGAGAGGGUUUUCGUGUGGGAUCUGGACGAGACCAUCAUCGUUUUCCAUUCUCUGCUCACCGGCUCCUACGCGCAGAAAUACGGCAAGGACCCGCCCAUGGCAGUCACGCUGGGUCUGAGGAUGGAGGAGAUGAUCUUCAACUUGGCCGACUCGCACUUAUUCUUUAACGACUUGGAGGAAUGUGAUCAGGUACAUAUUGAUGAUGUAUCAUCCGAUGACAACGGGCAGGACUUAAGUACUUACAGUUUUGCAACCGAUGGGUUCCACGCAGCGGCGACCAGCGCCAACCUGUGCCUGGCUACGGGCGUCCGCGGCGGCGUCGACUGGAUGAGGAAGCUGGCCUUCCGCUAUCGACGCGUCAAAGAGUUGUAUAGCGCCUACAAAAACAAUGUGGGGGGUCUGCUGGGUCCCGCCAAGAGAGACGCUUGGCUGCAGCUGCGUGCCGAGGUGGAGGCGCUGACCGACUCGUGGCUCACGCACGCCCUCAAGUCGCUUUCCAUCAUCAGCUCCAGGAGUAACUGCGUCAACGUGCUGGUGACCACCACGCAGCUCAUCCCGGCGCUGGCCAAGAUUCUCCUGUACAGUCUGGGCUCCGUGUUCCCCAUCGAGAACAUCUACAGCGCGACAAAAAUAGGAAAAGAGAGUUGCUUUGAGCGCAUAAUGCAAAGGUUUGGCAGGAAAGUAGUGUAUGUUGUAGUGGGGGACGGUGCGGAAGAGGAGCAGGCGGCCAAAAAGCACAACAUGCCCUUCUGGAGGAUAUCCAGCCACUCCGACCUGCUGGCGUUACAUCAAGCACUGGAGUUCGAGUACCUGUAACGCUUCAGCACAAUGGACAUGCUCAUACCUUUUUUGUAAACCUAUUUAAGAAAAAAAAAAAGUAUAUAUACACUGCAUUUUUUGUUGUUUCCAAACACUUGGAUUUACAAACUGAAUGGUCUUAAAAGCAAAAACGGAGGACUGAGCCACAGAAAACAAAAAUGGACUGAACAGGCAGCACGAACCCAUGCCGGCUCAUUUUUAUCAUUUUUCCUUUCUGGUCUGUCCGAUGCAGUCGCCGGUCGGUGUAAAUUAUUUGCAAUAAAAGUGAAGGGGCGAGGUGUGCGUGGUGUUUAGAAAACAAAAAAUUCUGGGGGGGGGGGGGGUUGUUUUAGUGUGGUGAAUGGGGGUGUUGAGUAUGUGCAUCAUGUGUUGUGCCUUAUUGUGUUUCCAUGUCUGUUCUUUUCAAAAAUGUAAAUAUUAAACCAGGACAAAACAUAAGCGGGGUAUUUUUGGUUUUGUUGCUAUGCAAAAUUUUCAUGUUUGAGUUAUUUGGUAAAGAUUUUUGUGACAAAUUUGCUUAAGAUUGAGACACAUUGAGAACCGCAAUGACAUUUGCACCAUUUUAAAAGCAGUUUCAAGGUAUUAAAGGUCACAUUCCCAAACCAAAUCUUAAAAAGCAAUAGGUGGUGGCACUGUUGUAGCUUUUUUGUAUACUUGCUAACGCAGUAGCUGUGCUAAAUGUUGUAACGGAGCAGUCUGAAACAAUACACGAGACAAGCGUCAACAGUUCCAACAUUUUAUUGUCUCUCAUUUCUUGGCAUUGAAGUAUUCCUCAAUGACAUCCUUGGCUUGUGACUCCUUGCCAUAGUCCUGUUGCAGGAAAGUAACACCAAAAUAAAAAUAUUUAAAAAUAAAUAAAAUAAAAUAUGAACACAGGAAUU